Messenger RNA from Stegastes partitus (bicolor damselfish), 3033 nucleotides. It is a transcript of the gene me3, whose product is annotated as malic enzyme 3, NADP(+)-dependent, mitochondrial. The transcript is spliced from 15 exons. NCBI's taxonomy places the organism in Eukaryota, Metazoa, Chordata, Actinopteri, Pomacentridae. The record is from RefSeq and is a predicted model, not a curated record. Gene Ontology annotation, molecular function: NAD binding; malate dehydrogenase (decarboxylating) (NADP+) activity. Gene Ontology annotation, biological process: pyruvate metabolic process; malate metabolic process. The coding region runs from base 191 to 2041 and encodes 616 amino acids. Gene Ontology annotation, cellular component: mitochondrion.
GGCUGCCUCCGACUGGGGAAGUGAAUCCGCCAAUGUCAAAGGACCCUGGAUCAGCUGUUAGCUGUCGAUCCUCCUCCACGUCCACUCAAAACAACGGCAGUCAAUAGGAGCACCGGACAAAGCGGACAGAAGUGCCUCCUAUGAAGAUAGACGUCCGGUGCGCAGCAGCUUCACGUACUCUCCAGGCAGCAUGAACUCUCUCCCAGGAAGAGCCGCUCUGUCUCUGUGCAGACGCACGGCCGCGGGCGGGAUGAGGGUGUUUGCGGGCUCCCCGGCUCUCCCUGCAGGUGGGCUGCCGGCCGACAGGGCCUCCUUCCAGGCUGUGCGGGUCUGCCACACCGGCUCGAACCGCAGCGUCAGCACCAAGAAGAGGGGCUACGACAUCACCAGGAACCCCCACCUCAACAAGGGAAUGGCAUUCACCCUGGAGGAGCGCUUGCAACUGGGCAUCCACGGCCUGCUGCCCCCCUGCUUCCUGUCCCAGGAUGUGCAAGUGCUGCGCGUCAUGAAGAGCUACGAAACUCGCGUCAAUCCUCUGGACAAGUACAUCCUCCUGAUGACGCUGCAGGACAGAAACGAGAAGCUGUUCUACCGUGUGCUGACCUCCGACAUCGAAGAGUUCAUGCCCAUCGUGUACACUCCCACCGUGGGCCUGGCAUGUCAACAGUAUGGGCUGGCCUUCAGGAGACCACGAGGACUCUUCAUUACCAUCCACGACCGAGGCCACAUCGCCACCCUGCUCAACUCCUGGCCUGAAGAAGACAUAAAGGCCAUUGUGGUGACGGACGGAGAGCGCAUCCUCGGCCUGGGCGACCUGGGCAGCUACGGGAUGGGGAUUCCUGUCGGGAAGCUGGCGCUCUACACAGCCUGCGGAGGGGUUCAACCGCAGCAGUGCCUCCCUGUGCUGCUGGACGUUGGAACAGACAACCAGGCGCUGCUCGAUGACCCGCUGUACAUCGGACUGAAGCACAAGAGAAUCAGAGGAAAAGAGUACGACGAGCUGGUCGACGAGUUCAUGCAGGCAGUGACGGACAAGUACGGGAUGAACUGCCUGAUACAGUUCGAGGAUUUCGCCAACAGCAACGCCUUCCGCAUCCUCAACAAAUACAGGAAUCGAUACUGUACCUUCAAUGACGACAUCCAAGGCACGGCGUCUGUAGCUGUUGCGGGAAUCUUAGCUGCUUUGAAGAUCACCAAGAACAAACUGUUAGACCACACUUUUGUUUUCCAGGGGGCAGGCGAGGCUGCUCUUGGUAUUGCCCACUUGCUUAUAAUGGCCAUGGCCAAAGAAGGAGUAAGUCAAGCAGAUGCUGCCAAGAGGAUCUGGAUGGUCGACUCUAAAGGCCUCAUUGUUAAGGGAAGAAGCCACCUGAACCACGAGAAGGAGGAGUUUGCUCACGAUCACCCGCACGUGAAGACGCUGGAGGAGGUGGUUCACACCAUCAAACCCACCGCCAUCAUCGGUGUGGCUGCAAUCGCAGGAGCCUUUACAGAGAAGAUAAUCAAAGACAUGGCAUCCUUCAAUGAGAGGCCGAUCAUCUUUGCCCUCAGUAAUCCUACCAGCAAGGCCGAGUGCACAGCAGAGCAGUGCUACAAGCUCACAGAGGGCCGGGGCAUCUUUGCCAGCGGGAGUCCCUUCAACAAGGUGACGCUGUCUGACGGACGCAGCUUCUACCCCGGGCAGGGCAACAACUCCUACGUCUUCCCCGGAGUUGCUCUGGGCGUUAUAGCCUGCGGAGUGCGCCACAUAUCUGAUGACGUCUUCCUCACGACUGCAGAGGCGAUCGCUGACAUGGUAACAGAGGAACACUUGGCUGAAGGAAGACUUUAUCCUCCUCUCAGCACCAUAAGAGAGGUGUCCUUCAAGAUUGCAGUGAAGCUCGUCAACUAUGCAUACAAGCACAACAUUGCUUCGGUUUAUCCUGAGCCGAAAGACAAGGAGGCGUUCGUGUUGUCUCACAUCUACAGUCCUGAUUACGACUCCUUCACCCUGGACACAUACAGCUGGCCACAGGAGGCCAUGAAGGUCCAGGAUGUGUGAUCAGGGUCGACUCUCUCUCUCUCUCAACUUAAUAUGCUGCCGUGGUGUCACUUCUGCAUUGCCUCUGUUCGGAAAUUUUGCAGGUGAUUCUCAACUUUUAGUUUUUUCUUGUUUGCCUCUUUCUUUUAUAUACGUCAGUAAAUGUCUGCCCUCCAUUUUAGAAGUGACAAACAAUUAGUUCAUAAGACUUUCAGUGUCAACGUUGAGUUUUUUUGUUCCUGUUUCAGUGCUGUACUGUUUGUUUUAAGGGUUUCCUGAGCAAAAGGUUUUCUACGUGAAAAAUAUCAUAUCAAAUGUCAUACUUACAAUUUAGACGACACUCCUUACAGUAGAUUGUCUUAGCCGAUGAGAUGACUAUCCGUUGCUUGACUCAAAGUCAUGUUUUGAGACAUGGAUCAGAGCUGGUGCAUGAAGAACUGUUCCCAAUAUCACACAGUGUUGUCUUGAUGUAAAGGAACAGAGGAGCCCUUCUGAAGCUUAAAAUAUAGAAAAACAGAAACCCUCUGUGCCUCUUUCUGUGAGACCUCAGGACGUUACUGCUCAAGUUAGAACCUCUGGCCGUUAUAGAAGACACAUCUGGCCCCUCCGUGUAGCAGCUUCGUAAUAUCCUACACUCCUGUCAACACGCACACACACGUUUUAACCUGACUGAAAACACUCCAGGGUCGGCCUGUAUUUCUGUCUCUCUGGCUCUGCUUCACUCUGAGAAUCGUCGAUUUCCGAUGGCAGGCUGCUGUUUUCUUGAAUGUGUUGAGCAGAAGCAUUGCCAGUGAUUAGGUUUUGUACACGCCCGUGUGUUUUCCUUUUAGUUUUGUACAGAGCUCUGCCUGUUGUUGUGUUUCUGUUUUUAUUUUUUUUGCCAAAGUUACUGAUGAACUGUAUCUUUUACUCCUAGAGAGCACGAGGCUGUGCAAGCUUUAGCACUAAGAGAUAUGCUUGAGAUUUUCAAAGGGAACAUGACACUUUUUAAAUAAAAUUGUUUUAAAAAAAAA